Molecule: messenger RNA, 231 nt
Organism: Akanthomyces muscarius
Lineage: Eukaryota; Fungi; Ascomycota; Sordariomycetes; Hypocreales; Cordycipitaceae
Exons: 1
Coding region: 1-231 (76 amino acids)
Source: RefSeq, a predicted model, not a curated record
AUGCAGUUCCUCACCCUCCUCUCCCUCGUCACCGCCGCCGCGGCCACGCAGAUCAACACCGGCUGCGGCAACAACUACGGCAAGGAGGUAUGCGCCGACGGCGGCGCCGGCAACCAGCGCGCGUACGUGGCCGUCUGCAACGACAAGCACAUCUGGGCCGUCCGCCAGGCCUGCGGCAACCGCUUCUGCUGCAAGGACAAGUCGGGCGGCGGCGCGUACUGCGCGUGCUAA